Chenopodium quinoa (quinoa) is the source of this 1847-nucleotide messenger RNA. RefSeq lists its product as uncharacterized. The coding region runs from base 421 to 1311 and encodes 296 amino acids. NCBI's taxonomy places the organism in Eukaryota, Viridiplantae, Streptophyta, Magnoliopsida, Caryophyllales, Amaranthaceae. Gene Ontology annotation, molecular function: S-adenosylmethionine-dependent methyltransferase activity. The record is from RefSeq and is a predicted model, not a curated record. The transcript is spliced from 2 exons.
CUUAAUUUAAAACUCAAUAAAUAAAUAAAUAAAUAAAUAACAAACUUCCCAAAAAAUCCGAACCUCUUUUCCCGGUAACCCUUCCAAACAAUCCCCUCAUAAAUUGCAGCCUCUUCACACGUAUAUAAUCCUUCCCUCCCAUCAAUCACUUCCAUUUCACACACCCCCUUACUUCCAUUAUUCCAUUCUCUCUCUCUCUCUCUCUCUUUAAUCCUAAAACAACCGAAACGCGUCGUCUUACGUCCUUUCCCCAUAUCACCCGCUUUUAAUUCUGCGCAAAAGCUGGCUUCCAGAAUCAUCAUAGUUUGAACCCCACCUCCUUACUUAUUGCUCCGAAAUUUGGAAUCUUUUUAUCCAAUAGCUCGGAGCAUAAAUUAAAUAAAAUUAUUUAUAAAUUAACAAAUUACAAUACAAUCGAUAAUGGGUAAAGGAAGUAGAGAUUGGUCACAGAUCUAUGCAAUCUACGGCAUGGAUGAAUGGCAAACAUUCUUGUUUCUAUUCUUCCAUGCUUUGAUCUUCUCUCUAUUAUCUGUAUUCAUCCUUCAUUUCUUUGCUCCUUUUACGAGUGUCCUAUCCGCUCUUCGGGUGUUCUCUUUGCUGCCGCCGGGAUCUGCGAGGUUUGUCGCCGGGUUGAUUGGUUCGGUGACGGCUUUGAUCGCGGUGUGCCUGCUGUUUGCGGCGGCGAAUUUCUUAUACUCAGCUGUGCCGCUGCGGUGGGAGAUCUCUCAGCGGAUGAUCUCCGCUGUUACUGAUUGGUCUAAUGUUAAGACUGCUCUUGAUGUUGGUUGCGGCAGAGGUAUUCUCCUAAACGCGGUCGCUUUACAACUAAAGAAGCAAGGAUCAUCAGGCAUAGUAGUAGGACUAGACCAAAAGCGGUCAAUAACGUUACAAACGUUACAGACCGCUAGUCUAGAAGGGGUCCAAGAAUACGUCACCUGUCGAGAAGGUGAUGUAAGGAGGCUGCCCUUUCGAGACGACUACUUUGACGUGGUCGUUUCGGGGGCAGCGAUAAGGCGGGCCGGGGCAAAGGAGGAGCGAGAGAGGGUGGUAGGAGAGAUGGUUAGGGUGUUGAAGCCAGGUGGGGUAGGUGUAGUGUGGGACCUACAGCACGUGCCGGAGUACGUGAGGAAAUUGCAAGAAUUGCGGAUGGAAGAGAUUCGGGUAUCGGAACGCGUCACUGCAUACAUGGUUAGUAGUCAUAUAGUGUCGUUUCGGAAGCCUUGUUAUCAGCAAUUACAGAAUAUGGUGGGCCCUGUUUAUUCUUAUGCUGGGGAAGUCAGACUUGACUGGAGAUGCCACAAUUUGUGCUAAUUUUUCCUUUAAGGAUUAUAUUACUUUCUUCCUUCACUUUUAGUUGCAUCAGUUUCACUAAAUGUGUGCGAGCUUUCUAAUUAAAUUGUUGCAACUAAAAAUGAACGAAAAAGUAUUACGGAGUAGUUUUUAUAUUUUUUUCUUUUAGGAUUUUGGGGAGGCGAAGCCAAACCAAGAUAAUUGAGUGAGAAAUUAGGGUGAGGAGAAACGGGGGAGAAUAUAUUAUAAUGCUCUCAACAAAAAGAGAUUGUGAAUAUUAAAACUCGAAAGUAUAUAUACUAUUAGUAUUAGUAUUAAUAUUAAUAUUAAUAUUAGUCUAGUACUAAUUAAUUUCCUAAUAAAACAAGUCCCACUUGUGUGUAGAUGAAUUCUCUUGGAACAGAUGAAAUUUUUACUCGUAUGGAUUGUAAAGUUUCCUCUAUAUUCAAGCUCAUGUAUACUUUUGACAUAUUACUAACGUUUUGACUUUCACACUUGUAACAUAUCGUUUGAGCUAAUGUAUACUUUUGAUAUAAUACCCUUGUUUUACUUUAACA